UUGGCCGUCACUAGUUACCACAGCUACAAAGUAGCUAUAUUGGCUGUCGUAAAAAUUUAUGAAAACCCUGCUUUUUGGGGUAAAUUUACGGUUAGACAUAAUGCGAGCAGUGUGAUUUGGCUUAUCUUUAAAACCAGGUUUUAAGAAGAUACAUUGUAGAAAUAGACGGGGUUUAGUCAUAAUUACGGUUGUGGAUACUAGUGACAACCACGUCCCUUCCAUGAUUAUCAACGUUACUGUUGCUGGCUACAUCGAAUAAAAUAUCGUCAGAUAACGAACAUUAAUUGUACUGUCAAGAUGACUGCUUAUAAACGUCCGCUGGUGGGAACUGUCACAUGAGGAACAGGCUAAUCAGCGCUAAGGACAGAGGGAGGCACAUUAACUUCCUGACAACAAGAUGAGGAUUUCAAAGCGCUGUGGCUCCAACAGACGUUUGUUGUUGCCCUUGAUGGUCCUUGGGUUGAUGAUCUUACUGGCAGUUGUAACCCUUAAUUGGUUUGAUACUGAAUCACAGAUGCCUUUGGCAUGGCACGUGGAUCCCAACCACCGAAAGCUUGUGCACUCUUUUGUACGGGGUGUUCUUUCGAACCAGUGCAGACCAGCCUUUGCCAGAAAGGGAGUAGAAGCAAGGCUCCAGAUUUCUAGUCAUGUGACUGAUCCUUUCCUGUGGCGGGACACACUGCUGACUCCAGAGAUGUUCAAGUACCCCCCACCAUUCGGGUUCUGUGACAUGCAUGGCAAACUGAAGGAUGUUCUCAACCUCCUCCCUGCUCAACCAGAGCAGCUGAAGAAAGAGUGCAGACGCUGUGUGGUCAUGGGAAAUGGAGGAAUCCUCCGUGGCCUUGAGCUGGGCACCCUGCUUGACCAGUUUGAUGUUGUCAUUAGGCUAAAUAGUGGUCCUUUGAGGAACUACAGUAAAGACGUGGGGAACCGGACCUCCAUCCGGAUGAGCUACCCAGAGGGAAGCCCCAAGGUCUGGGAAGAUGUGGACCCUGAGCUGCAGUUUGUGGCGGUGGUCUACAAGGCUGUAGACUUCAAUUGGAUCAGAGCAAUGAUCAACAGACAGAGAGUUGUGAGUUGUAAAGCCCAUCACCAGAAACAUGAACAAAAUAUUAAUUUAAAGAAAAAGGGAAUGAAAUCAGGUAAUGUACAGACAUGGCUGAGCGAUUUGAAAUGCAAAUUCAGACACUGCCUACUACUUUACCUAACAUUAGAUUUGUUUUUGUUUCAGUCCCUCUGGGACUGGCUGUUUUUCUGGCAGAAAGUGCCAGAGAAGAUUCCAGUAGACCUAUCAAAGUUCCGUUUGUUGAAUCUGGAGAUCAUCAGGCAGAUGGCGAUGGACCUGUUAGCCUACCCCUCCCCACAGCAACGCCUCUGGGGCUGGGACCAGAACGUGCCCACCAUGGGCAUCUCAGCCCUCAACCUGGCCACCUACCUGUGUGACGAGGUCAGCCUAGCAGGCUUUGGUUACAACCUCAGCCAGAAGGAGAUGCCCCUGCAUUACUAUGACAAUAUACCCAUGACGGCUAUGCUGGAGCAGAACAUGCACAACGUGGACCGUGAGAGGGCUCUCCUCCAGAGCCUGGUGAGGGAAGGGACUGUAUCAGACCUCACAGGGGGCCUGCACUGCACCUUCUGCCCCAGCUGAAAGAGACUGAUCUAGGCCUGCAGCGCAGCUAGCGACACACCAACGAUCUACCUUCCACUGACUUAUCAUUCCAAAACGUUUCACCCUGAGAACAGCAUUCCAAUUUAAUUCCAUGGAAUUCAAAAAGUUGAUUGAGACUAUGGAUCUGGGGACUUGACUGAAAACUCUUCUAUGUUCUAGUGCAUGCCAGCAUAUUGAAUCUGCAAGGACUAGAUGUGCCGACAUGAUGGGGAACAGUGAAGCUGUACACUUCUCCCCUGCGCAGUUGAAAACGACAAGCCUAAAGAUGUACUAGUACAGCUUUUACAAAUCCCUCUAUAAGGGAAGUAUUAUUACUGCUAAACUUAAAUGUUUUUUGUAUUUUAAGAGCUAAUGGAUAAUUACUUAAUUAAAUCUUAGCAUAAAGUUGAUGCUAAAAAGUGUACAAACAUUACCAUAAUUAUUGUGAAGAAUGAACAGAUUGACUAACAAUAAUUAACAUUAGCUUUUUUAUGCUUUUGAUUUUAAGUUGAAUGUCCAGUUUGUUCACGAGAUGUCUGAAUUUGGUUGUGUUUUUACAUUUUUCUAAUGUAAUUAUUAGAUUAUUUUUAUUAUAAUAAUGUAUGUUCUCAGUGCUUGACUUGGAUACAGGAGCUCUACAAUACUUUUCAAGAUAAUAUUCUAUAAGAGGAACAGGAGCUCAAGCAGUAAUUUGAGGUGCUGGCACUUGGCUCCGGUGAGCUCGUGCCCAAAUCAAAUCAUUUUAUUUAAAAUUAUUGAAUGUUUUGUUUUUUAAUGUCGCCAUAAUUGGCCUGGUUGUCAGUAAAGAAAAAAGAUUUGAACUUACAGUAUGA
Molecule: messenger RNA, 2481 nt
Organism: Salvelinus namaycush (lake trout)
Lineage: Eukaryota; Metazoa; Chordata; Actinopteri; Salmoniformes; Salmonidae
Gene: st3gal5
Product: ST3 beta-galactoside alpha-2,3-sialyltransferase 5
Exons: 6
Coding region: 398-1648 (416 amino acids)
Molecular function (GO): lactosylceramide alpha-2,3-sialyltransferase activity
Source: RefSeq, a predicted model, not a curated record